GGUGCCUAUUCUGUAUUCCGACGGAUUUCUAUUUCGUUCGAAAGUGAUAUUUCGAUCGUUUUCGAAUUUACCAUUCCCUAUUCCAAUCGUUUUGCUCGUUUCGAACGAAAGUGUUAGAAAAUUUCGAAUAUGCAUCGAUCUGUCAAAAACCGAUAAACAAAAAGAAACACCGUAUUAAAUAGCGGCGAGUGCGAGUUGAAUUUCAGUUAAUUUUUGAUCCUAAGAGAAAUUUGUGAGAAAAUUUUCUCGUUCAAUGGAUUCCGUUUUGUUACCGAAUUUGGCGGAGCAAGAAGAAAUUGGAAUGCCUUGCUACCAUCGGCGAAACCACCGAAAAUCAACCGACUUCAUGAAACUUUCUGAUGAAGCAUUCAUCAAAAGUUUUCGUCUAAGUAAGGAAGCUUUUCGGUACGUUUUAGAGGAAAUUGAGAACUGCCUUACCACAAGGAAAGGUGGUCUAUCCACGGAGGUGAAACUCGCAGCAUGUUUGCGAUUCUUUGCUGAAGGAAAUUAUCAACAUGGAGCAGGGCAAGAUUGUCACAUUGCCAUAGCACAGCCCACAUUUUCCAAGGUGCUGACUGAAAUGCUUAACAUUCUGGAGCGGACACUGUGUAAGAAAUGGAUUUCCCUAAAUAUGACGGAAGACGAACAGCGGCGUGCUAAACUACACUUCUAUCAGAAAACAUCAAUUCCGGGUGUUAUUAUGUGUUUGGAUGGAACCCACGUAAAAAUUAUUCCACCUAAGCUGAAUCGAAAUUUGUUUUUUAAUCGGAAGGGAUUUUAUAGUCUCAACGUUCUGAUUGUUUGUGACGAUCAGCAAAGGAUUCGUUUCGUUGAUCCUACCUUCCAGGGAUCUAAUCAUGACUCUCAUAUAUGGCGUGUAAGCCCUGCAAGAACUCACUUUGAGCAGCUUCACCAAAAUGGUGAAGUUAAUACUAAGAUUCUAGGUGAUGCUGGUUAUCCAUCGGAACCUUGGUUAGUUACCCCAUUCAGAGCAGCGGAGGAAGGGAGUUUGGAGAGCGAUUUUAAUCGCAGGCAUGCCUUGGGUCGUGCUAUCGUCGAGCGGACAAUCGGUUUACUAAAAAAUCGGUUUAGAUGCAUCCUUGGCGCGAGACAACUUCACUACAAUCCUACUAAAUGCGCUCAAAUUAUAAAUGUAUGCUGUGCACUUCACAAUAUAUGCUUAGAAUUUGGUCGUUCUCAGUAGUUAUAAUAUGUUAUGCAGCUGUUUACAUAAUAAACUUUUGUUUAAAUUAA
Molecule: messenger RNA, 1254 nt
Organism: Toxorhynchites rutilus septentrionalis
Lineage: Eukaryota; Metazoa; Arthropoda; Insecta; Diptera; Culicidae
Product: putative nuclease HARBI1
Exons: 4
Coding region: 254-1204 (316 amino acids)
Source: RefSeq, a predicted model, not a curated record